GACUUGAACGUACAACAGAGUUUCAAGACAUAACCAACCAAACUACACAGAAAAAAGAGAACAACAAUGGCCAAACACACUGGCUUCGUAGGUUGUUCCAUCGUUGUACUGUCUUUGUUAUUUGCAGCAACAGAGGCAACAAAAUACAACGUUGGUGGCAGCUUUGGAUGGAACAUCCCUCCCAACCAGACCUUCUAUUCAGAGUGGGCUAGCUCCAAGACCUUCGUCGUUGGAGACUCUCUGGUGUUCAACUUGACUGAAAACCAGAAUUUUGCUGAUGUAACAAUGGCUGAUUACAACAACUGCAGCACCAAGACGAACCCGUACGCCGGGACGGUGUUUAUGGUUGAUCUCUUGCAUCCGGGGCCUCGCUACUUUAUCACCACCGUCGAUGAUCACUGUGAAAGAGGCCAGAAGUUCAGUAUCAACGUUGAGGGGUCAUUCUCUUCUGGUACCUCUGCUUCAGCUCGACCACCAUCUAUUAAUUCUGUUCCAAUUCUGUCUUGUGGGGUCUUAUCUGCAAUCCUCUCCACCAUUGCUGUCUGUUUCUUCAACCGCGUCUAGGUUUUUAUAGUGUUUCAUAUAAUUACAGACCAGAUGUACUUUCUGUAUUCGUUAAGUGUCUAGCUACUCGAUUUGUUUAGUAUUCUUCAAGUUUCAAUAAUGAAUGUACUGCUAUGAGAAGUUUUGUUUCAAUAAAGCAGUUGAUCACUUGAUGGUGAAUCACGAAAGCA
This is a messenger RNA of Neltuma alba, 734 nucleotides long. Its product is annotated as umecyanin-like. Gene Ontology annotation, molecular function: electron transfer activity. Lineage: Eukaryota; Viridiplantae; Streptophyta; Magnoliopsida; Fabales; Fabaceae. Bases 67 to 564 code for a protein of 165 amino acids. The transcript is spliced from 2 exons. The record is from RefSeq and is a predicted model, not a curated record. Gene Ontology annotation, cellular component: plasma membrane.